AUGGAAACAGAUUUCUAUCCUUCUGCAAAGAAAAGAAUUAUUUUUCCGUGAAUUGGAUAUGUUUUGAUUUUUAUAGUAUGACUUAUACUUUUUAUUGUCAAUUUAGUAGUUAGUGAUGCAGAUGGGCCUGAUGCUAUUAUACAACUUCAGGGUUACGAUCCGGAUUCAACUAAAAACUUUUUUAGGAUUAUGUUCAUGUUUAUCCCAUUCACUUAUCAGCUCUAUUACUUACAGCCACAUUCCGAAUUGGACCCUUUAAUGGGAAUAAAAAUUCUUAUCGUGGCAAAUAUUCUUGUAUACUCUAGAAGCAUUCUGGCUAUGAUUUAUGCAAAACCUUUGCCAUAUCUUGAAUAUGAAAGCGUCGAGGGCUGGCAGUGCUUGCUUGACUGAAGUAUGCCGAGUGAGAGAACAAUGGUCACUUUUUCGGUAUCUCUUUAUUAUAUUUUACUACUGAAAUCAUUAAAACGCAAUGAAUAUCCGACAUGGGUAUAUCUAGCUCUUGCUGGCUUUUUCGCUGCCUGAAACUGCCUGGUUAGUAUCACUGAAAUAAUUAUAGGGAUCCAAACUGUGAUCGGAAUGUUUUUAAGCAUCUUUUGAGGUUUGGUAAUUUUAAUUCCUUUUAUUAUUUUUGAUUCAAAAUUUACAGAGUUAAUUAUAAAUGUGCUUGAUAAGCCAAAGCAAGGUCUGGCAAUAUUUCACAUCGUCUUUGCGGCCAGCGCCUUUUUUGGGCUGAUUUUAUUUGAAACAAGGAAUGCAGAACUUUCUGACACAUGGGAAGAUAUAAUCGACACAAUAUGUCACGACACAAUGUCUUUAACGAGCAGGAACAUAUCUGCUUAUGAUUUACAUCAAUCAACAAUUUUAGCCAUCCCAACAGGAGCUCUAUUGGGCUUCGUAAUUUGCUACAGAACGUUUCAAUGUAAAUGGUGAGGCACUUUAACAAUUUAUCACAAGAUAAUUAGGGUAAUUUGCAGUUGGGUGUACUUCAAUGUGGGAAACAUUUUUAUUGUAAUUUUUCAAUCGACUUCAUCUACUAAUUCAAGCUUGAAAAAAGUGACUGAUACUUUUGGCUUGACUGAAGUCAUCAAAAAUCCAUAUUUUCUAUUCUUUUUUGACUUAUUCGUAUUUUAUCAAAUGGGAUGGAUGCUCACAUAUCUUUAUCCUAUUGUGAUUUCUGGACUUAAUCUGUCUAAGCCGGUUGAAGUAAAUAUUCCUAACUUAGACUCUGAAAUCUCAUUUGAAGUUAGCGAUCCUACGAAGCGUGAAAGAGCUGAUAUUGAUAAUAAUUAG
Molecule: messenger RNA, 1290 nt
Organism: Blepharisma stoltei
Lineage: Eukaryota; Ciliophora; Heterotrichea; Heterotrichida; Blepharismidae
Source: the annotation of a GenBank genome assembly